Trametes versicolor FP-101664 SS1 is the source of this 597-nucleotide messenger RNA. RefSeq lists its product as uncharacterized. The annotation marks the transcript as partial. NCBI's taxonomy places the organism in Eukaryota, Fungi, Basidiomycota, Agaricomycetes, Polyporales, Polyporaceae. The transcript has 2 exons. The record is from RefSeq and is a predicted model, not a curated record.
UGGUCAGAUGCCGCGGACGUCGUAAAGGAUUACAGCGACGACAUGAUCAAGCGCUGGAACGCCGAGAUUGACACAUACCUCGUCUACGCAGGUCUCUUCUCCGCCAUCUUGACCGCAUUCAACGUGCAGUCGUAUGUACUCCUACAGCCAACCCCACAGGACCCGACACUCCUGGCGUUGCAGCAGAUAUCAGCGCAACUCGGCAGCUUCUCGACAAACCCUCCCUUCAUCAACUCCACCCAACCUGCGUUCCAACAAACAGACACCGCACCCCCACCUGUACCUAGGGCAGCGGUCUGGCUCAACGCCCUCUGGUUCUCCAGUCUCAUCCUCAGCCUGUCCUCCGCGUCAGUGGGCAUCAUGGUCAAGCAGUGGAUCAACGAGUACAAUGGCGGGAUCUCCUCCGGGAACUCGCGCAAGACGGCCCAGCUCCGGCAGUACCGCCUCAACGGCCUUAUCGCAUGGCGCGUGCGCGACAUCGUCAUGGUCAUCCCCGUUCUGCUCCAGCUUGCUCUUGCGCUGUUCCUGGCCGGCAUGCUCAUCCUUCUGUGGACGCUCGACCCUACUGUGGCGACCGUCUCGUCAGUUCUCGUGGCC